GGGUCCCGCGGAUUCCCCUCCAGCUUCCGCUUGGUAGCGCCCGCUUUGUCAGCGCGCAGCGCUCGCCGGGCGCCGGGCAGGUCUCGCCAGGUCUCACAGCAGACGGUGCCGACGCAGCGGUGUUGCGCCUCCCUCUCCGGCUCUGCUGCCCGGGAUUUCCCCAGAACCUGCGCCGCGCGAGAAGGAGCCUGGGAGCAUCCGCCCAGACUGCCCGGACAGUCGGCUCGACUCGCUGCCCUCGGCCCCAGCCGGGCUCCGCUCCUCGGGCGCGCGAGGGGCCGUGGUGGCGGCGGCGGCGCCCGGCAUGUUUCAUAGUCCGCGGCGGCUCUGCUCGGCCCUGCUGCAGAGGGACGCGCCCGGCCUGCGCCGCCUGCCCGCCCCAGGGCUGCGCCGCCCGUUGUCCCCGCCGGCGGCUGUUCCCAGGCCCGCAUCCCCCCGGCUGCUGGCGGCGGCCUCGGGCGCCGCGAGGUCGUGUUCCCUAACAGCGUGUUCCAUGGGAACCGGUACAAGCAGACUCUAUAGUGCUCUCGCCAAGACACUGAACAGCAGCGCUGCCUCCCAGCACCCAGAGUAUUUGGUGUCACCUGACCCAGAACAUCUGGAGCCCAUUGAUCCUAAAGAGCUUCUUGAGGAAUGCAGGGCCGUCCUGCACACCCGACCUCCCCGGUUCCAGAGGGAUUUUGUGGAUCUGAGGACAGAUUGCCCUAGUACCCACCCACCUAUCAGGGUUAUGCAAUGGAACAUCCUCGCCCAAGCUCUUGGAGAAGGCAAAGACAACUUUGUACAAUGCCCUGUUGAAGCACUCAAAUGGGAAGAAAGGAAAUGUCUCAUCCUAGAAGAAAUCCUGGCCUACCAGCCUGAUAUAUUGUGCCUCCAAGAGGUGGACCACUAUUUUGACACCUUCCAGCCACUCCUCAGUAGACUAGGCUAUCAAGGCACGUUUUUUCCCAAACCCUGGUCACCUUGUCUAGAUGUAGAACACAACAAUGGACCAGAUGGUUGUGCCUUAUUUUUUCUUCAAAACCGAUUCAAGCUAGUCAACAGUGCCAAUAUUAGGCUGACAGCCAUGACAUUGAAAACCAACCAGGUGGCCAUUGCACAGACCCUGGAGUGCAAGGAGUCAGGCCGACAGUUCUGCAUCGCUGUCACCCAUCUAAAAGCACGCACUGGCUGGGAGCGGUUUCGAUCAGCUCAAGGCUGUGACCUCCUUCAGAACCUGCAAAACAUCACCCAAGGAGCCAAGAUUCCCCUUAUUGUGUGUGGGGACUUCAAUGCAGAGCCAACAGAAGAGGUCUACAAACACUUUGCUUCCUCCAGCCUCAACCUGAACAGCGCCUACAAGCUGCUGAGUGCUGAUGGGCAGUCAGAACCCCCAUACACUACCUGGAAGAUCCGGACCUCAGGGGAGUGCAGGCACACCCUGGAUUACAUCUGGUAUUCUAAACAUGCUCUAAAUGUAAAGUCAGCUCUCGAUCUGCUCACUGAAGAACAGAUUGGACCCAACAGGUUACCUUCCUUCAAUUAUCCUUCAGACCACCUGUCUCUAGUGUGUGACUUCAGCUUUACUGAGGAACCUGAUGGACUUUCAUAAAUACUUGCUUUUGUCUUUUUAAUCACAAGAGUCUAUUUUUUUUUUUUUUUUUUUUUUGAGACAGAGUCUCGCUCUGUUGCCUAGGCUGGAGUACAGUGGCCUGAUCUCGGCUCACUGCAAGAUCCGCCUCCCGGGUUCAUGGCAUUCUCCUGCCUCAGCCUCCAGAGCAGCUAGGACUACAGGCGCCCGCCACCACGCCCGGCUAAUUUUUUGUAUUUUUAGUAGAGACGGGGUUUCACCGUGUUAGCCAGGAUGGUCUCGAUCUCCUGACCUUGAAUCACAAGAGUCUUAACAGGGAAUGUUUCAGGAAACAAACAAGAUAAGACAAUGCCAGAGGAAGGAUAGAAACAUGGGAAGUUUCUAUCAUUUCAUUUUCUACGUUUGCAGCAUGCCCUUGGAAAAGACUCCCUUUAGUCCCUUUUUCAAUUAAAACCUAUAGCGAAAAAGGCAUUUGCACUCCAAUUUUGGCUUGUGUUGUUUUCUUUUCCUUAAUAUUACAUUUUGAUCAUUUAAGGGCAUUAAAUUGGCUUGUUUUGGUCAGGUGUGGUGGCUGCUCAUGCCUGUAAUACCAGCACAUUGGGAGGCCAAGGUGGGAGAAUCACUUGAACCCAGGAGUUCGAGUCCAGCCUGGGCAACAUGGCAUGAGACCCCAUCUCUAUUUCUAAAAUAAUAAUAAAUUCGGUUAUUUUGAAGCUUUUUCAAUUUGAGGAUGCUAUAAAAACUCAGACUUGUUGCUUGAAUCUUCCAUAAUAGUAUGUAGGAGCAAUUUCUCUAAACAGCAUUUUAAGUUACUUAUUUGUGGGUUUUUAAAAUGUCAACAAAAUGCAUGACAAUAUUUAUUUUUUAUAUCUUCAUAUAAAAUUAAGUAAAUUAUAGCAUUAUGAACAUUUUAGAACCAUGCAAGAGAAGUUAUAAAGUAAUUUAUGGUAAUUUUCAUAAAGCUUUAAAAUAUUUUCAUUUGGGCUAUAACAAAAUGAGUACAAAGGAACUAUUUAGCCUGGAGGGGCUUUUGUUAUUUAAAUGUCAGAUUUCUUUGAUACAUUCUUCAAAAAUAAUCCUUGUCCUGCCUCUAUGUUCCAUUAUUGUGUUUUUUUUUUUUUUUUUUUUUUUUUUUUUU
Molecule: messenger RNA, 2708 nt
Organism: Gorilla gorilla gorilla (western lowland gorilla)
Lineage: Eukaryota; Metazoa; Chordata; Mammalia; Primates; Hominidae
Gene: NOCT
Product: nocturnin
Exons: 3
Coding region: 305-1591 (428 amino acids)
Biological process (GO): circadian rhythm
Molecular function (GO): poly(A)-specific ribonuclease activity
Source: RefSeq, a predicted model, not a curated record